This is a messenger RNA of Geodia barretti, 1017 nucleotides long. Lineage: Eukaryota; Metazoa; Porifera; Demospongiae; Tetractinellida; Geodiidae. The record is from the annotation of a GenBank genome assembly.
AUGCGUGCCGAGCUCGAAAAAAUGGCGCGUAGAGGUGCGUUGAUAGUGUUCGAGGGUUGUGACAGAGUCGGCAAGUCCACGCAGUGCCAGAGACUUGUGGAAGCUCUGAAGACGUCCGGAAGGCAGGCCGAGAGCCUUAGCUUCCCCAACCGAGAUACGGCCAUCGGAAAGCUGAUCAAUAAUUAUCUAAACAAGAAAAUCGAACUGGAGAACCACUCUAUUCAUCUUCUGUUCGCCGCCAAUAGAUGGGAGAUGGUCCCACAGAUGGAAAAGUUACUAAAGUCUGGGACAUCACUUAUAGUGGACAGAUACGCCUUCUCUGGAGUUGCCUACACUGCAGCAAAAAAGACUGCUGAGGUUGACUGGUGCAAGUGGCCAGAUAUUGGUCUCCCAACCCCAGAUGUUGUGUUCUAUCUCUCGCUCUCACCAGAGGCUGCCCAGCAGAGGAGCAUGUACGGCAACGAGCGAUACGAAAAGGCCGAGUUCCAAGCGGAAGUCGAGCGGCAGUUCCAAGCGAUGAAAGACGAAAGUUGGGAGACGAUUGACGCUUCUAGAUCAGUGGACAGUAUACACAGAGAGGUUCUGGAAACUUCUCUCAGAGCUAUCGAGGAGAACUCUCAUAAAGACAUUCUGCCUCUUUGGAAGAGAGAAAAACUAACGCUCUGACACGGAUGAUCCAAUUCUGUGCUGCAAGCUGGUCUCAGAUUAAAUUUUUUUGAUGAUCUAUAUAAAUUUCAUUGUGGUGCACGACAUGGUCGUAAGCACGUUUGCGAUCAUACGUUGUAUGUACAGUACAUGUAUUGAUCUGAGUAUACUAUGAAUUAUGAUGCAGGAUGAAUGAAGGUAGCACUGAGGAGGUUUAGGAGGAACCGAGACUGCAUGUAGUUGGGGAAGCACGUGGUGUCAGCGAGCAUGCUGUCCGGAGGGAGAGAGGGGUUAACCGGGUCAACCUGGAGCGGUUGGUAGGUAAACUCCCCACUUUUGGAGUCCAGUGUUAGGGUGAACAUAUGACCUGCA